Messenger RNA from Lathyrus oleraceus (garden pea), 648 nucleotides. Its product is annotated as putative lipid-transfer protein DIR1. NCBI's taxonomy places the organism in Eukaryota, Viridiplantae, Streptophyta, Magnoliopsida, Fabales, Fabaceae. The transcript has a single exon. Gene Ontology annotation, molecular function: fatty acid binding. Bases 59 to 373 code for a protein of 104 amino acids. Gene Ontology annotation, biological process: systemic acquired resistance. The record is from RefSeq and is a predicted model, not a curated record.
UCUCAUAAUAAUAGUAUAGUAAAGCUUAGGAGUGAAAGUUUAAGGAGAGAGAGUAUAGAUGGAGGCAUACAAGAAGGUUAUGAGUGUGAUGCUGUUGUUGGUCAUUGCCAAUGCCAUGAUGUUGGUUAAUGGCCAGUCGUUAUGUCACAUGACAAAACAAGGACUGAAAGCAUGCGAGCCUUAUGUGAAUGGUGACAAUUCUGCUGAUGAUCAAACUCCAUCAACUCCUUGCUGUUCUGCUAUUGCCAAAGCUGAUCUUCAAUGCCUCUGUCAUUACAAGGAUUCAGGGUUGCUUUCUUUCUAUGGUGUUGAUCCAGAACAAGCCAUGGAACUUCCUGUUAAGUGUAAGAUUGUGGACUCCUUCCACUGCUAGUAGUGGAAUGCAUGCAUAUGCAAGAGCUACUAAAAUAAUGAUGUAAUAAUCAAUGACUUUGUUCUUGUUUUUCCAUGUUUUUUGUUUUUUGUUUUUGAUAAGAAAAUGUUAAUUGUUAGUGUGUUAUGUUGCUGACUCAACUCUAGUUCUUAGUCCUAGCUCAACUACUUGAGGACUCUGUCUAUGUUUUCUUUUUUUAAUAUCGUGUUUGUUGCUAAUGCUAAUGUCGUGGAUGAUCUUUUGUUGCAAUAUCAAGUGUUGUAGAGUGGAUUAAA